Messenger RNA from Vicia villosa (hairy vetch), 667 nucleotides. RefSeq names its product DNA-directed RNA polymerases II, IV and V subunit 11. Gene Ontology annotation, cellular component: RNA polymerase II, core complex. Gene Ontology annotation, molecular function: protein dimerization activity; DNA binding. Gene Ontology annotation, biological process: transcription by RNA polymerase II. The record is from RefSeq and is a predicted model, not a curated record. The coding region runs from base 108 to 458 and encodes 116 amino acids. The transcript has 5 exons. NCBI's taxonomy places the organism in Eukaryota, Viridiplantae, Streptophyta, Magnoliopsida, Fabales, Fabaceae.
AUUACCAACCCAACCUUAUUAACAAACAUCAUAGGGCCAGGGGCAUUGUUUCUCUCGGAGAAGAGUGCUAGUAAACAAACCGAACAGAGCAUAACCAAGAAGAAACCAUGAACGCACCCGAUCGUUACGAACGUUUCGUCGUUCCUGAAGGCACCAAAAAGGUUUCUUACGAGAGGGACACCAAGAUCAUCAAUGCCGCAUCUUUCACCAUUGAAAGAGAAGAUCACACUAUCGGAAACAUCCUCCGCAUGCAACUCCACAAAGACCCUAACGUCCUAUUCGCUGGAUACAAACUUCCUCAUCCUCUUCAGUACAAAAUUAUUAUUAGGAUACAUACCACCAGUCAGUCUUCACCAAUGCAGGCGUAUAACCAGUCUAUUAACGAUCUCGAUAAGGAACUUGAUACUUUGAAGAGUGGUUUUGAGGCUGAGUUGUUGAAGUUUUCAAAGGACUAUUGAUUUACAACAGUCAAGAUGGAACUUGUGAUCUUUUGUAGCUAUUGUGACAGCAGAUCAGUCCAGUAAAAUCAAAUUAAAAUAGGAUAUUGUGUAUGCAAUUCAAAAUUAUAUUAACAAAAAUGCUUUAGAAGGAGGAUUUGCACUGUAUUGAAACAACCAACUACUAGUUUGUUUCUGUUCUGUGACUUCUGUCACAGGGAUCUUGUGAA